AUGGUCAGGGCAAAACAACUCAUGGAGAAUCACAUCAGCACCAUUGACCGAGGGGCAUUUGAGGACAUGAAGGAGCUGGAGAGAUUGCGGCUGAAUCGGAAUCAGUUACAGAUCUUGCCAGAAUUACUCUUUCAAAAGAACCCUACUCUCUACAGAUUGGAUCUGAGUGAAAAUUUCAUCCAGGCUAUUCCCAGGAAGGCCUUCCGUGGAGCAACUGACCUCAAGAAUCUGCAACUUGAUAAAAACCAAAUUACUUGCAUUGAGGAAGGGGCGUUCCGAGCCCUCAGGAGCCUGGAGGUUCUGACCCUGAAUAACAACAAUAUCAGCACUAUCCCUGUCUCCAGCUUUAACCACAUGCCAAAGCUUCGCACCUUUCGCCUGCACUCCAACCACCUCUACUGCGACUGCCACCUGUCCUGGCUCUCCCAAUGGCUCCGCCAACGCCCACAGAUCGGUCUCUUCACUCAGUGCACUGCUCCGCCUGACCUCCGAGGACUUAACGUGGCAGAGAUACAGAAGCAUGAGUUCUCCUGCACAGGUCAUUCGGAUAGCUCUCGGACCCAGUCCUGCGGCCUGGCCUCUGGGUCAUGUCCUGCUGUGUGUACCUGCAGCAACAGCAUCGUCGACUGUCGUGGUAAAGGCCUGACUGCCAUUCCCGCUAACCUCCCUGAGACCAUCACCGAAAUACGUUUGGAACAGAAUGGAAUUAAAUCAGUUCCACCAGGAACAUUUACUCCAUAUAAGAAGCUCCGGCGUAUAGAUCUCAGCAACAACCAGAUCGCUGAGAUUGCACCUGAUGCUUUCCAGGGGCUGCGUUCACUUAAUUCUCUGGUCCUGUACGGAAACAAAAUCAACGAACUCCCGAAAGGAGUGUUUGAAGGACUCUACGCUCUACAGCUCCUACUCCUGAACGCUAAUAAAAUCAACUGCAUUCGAGCCGAUGCUUUUCAAGAUCUGCAAAACCUCAGUCUCCUCUCGCUAUAUGACAACAAGAUCCAGACACUGGCUAAAGGGACUUUCACCUCACUCCGGGCCAUCCAGACUCUGCACCUAGCCCAAAACCCCUUCGUCUGUGACUGCCAUCUCAAGUGGCUUGCGGACUACCUCCGUUCUAAUCCGAUUGAGACCAGUGGGGCUCGCUGUGCCAGUCCGCGGCGCUUGGCAAACAAGAGGAUCGGGCAGAUCAAAAGCAAGAAGUUCCGCUGCUCAGCAAAAGAACAGUAUUUCAUCUCAGGUACUGAAGAUCACCGUCUAGGGAGUGAAUGCAAUGGAGACACAGUCUGCCCACCACAAUGCCGCUGUGAGUCCAACGUGGUAGACUGUUCCAACCAGAAACUGACCAAGGUCCCAGAGUUUAUCCCUCAGUCAACCCUGGAACUACGGCUGACUAACAACGAGAUUUCACAUUUGGAAGCCACUGGUCUGUUCCGGAAACUUCCACAGUUGAGAAAAAUUUGGCUCCUCCAGGUCUCGACUGCGGAAGAUAAUGGGAUCCUCCUCUACAACGGAGACAAUGACCACAUCGCAGUUGAACUUUACCAGGGCCACGUGCGGGUCAGCUAUGAUCCUGGCAGCUACCCGAGCUCAGCUAUCUACAGCCUGGAGACGAUCAAUGAUGGACACUUCCAUACGGUCGAGAUUGUGACCUUGGACCAGAUGGUUAAUCUCUCCAUUGAUGGUGGAACCCCCAAGAGCAUGGAGAGCUCUGUCAAGCAGUCGACACUCAACCGCGAGACACCCCUUUACAUUGGAGGGAUGCCCGUCGAUGUGAAUUCUGCGGCCUUCCGCCUCUGGCAGAUCCAGAAUGGGUCCAGCUUCCAUGGGUGCAUCCAGAACCUCUACAUCAACAACGAGCUGCAGGAUUUCACCAAGACCCAGAUGAAGGUUGGUGUGGUGCCAGGCUGUGAACCCUGCAGGAAGAUCAUCUGCCUCCACGGUAUCUGUCAGCCCCAGGCAGACUCUGACCCUGUGUGCCACUGUGAGCCGGGCUGGUUGGGACCUCACUGUGACCAGCCACUCGGUGAUCCAUGCCUGGGACACAAGUGCGUGCACGGGAGCUGUGUGGCUCUGGACCUGGUGACUUACCGCUGUGAGUGUGAUGACGGACACAAGGGAGCGCUCUGCAACCAGCAGCAAGAGCUGUUUAACCCCUGCAAGAGGUUGCAAUGUGAGCACGGUCAAUGUCAGAUCUCUGAGCUCGGAGAUGCCAAGUGUGAGUGUGAAGAUGGUUACACCGGAGAUCUCUGCAACCAAGAAGCGGAGUGUCGAGGGCUACCCGUGCGCGAUUAUUACCAGCUGCAGAGGGGCUACACCAUCUGCCAGAGCACUCGGCGAGUCUCCUGGGUGACGUGCCAGGGAUCGUGCCGGGCUCAGGGUUGCUGCACUGAGCUGAGGGCCAAGCGACGGAAAUACACCUUCGAGUGCAGCGAUGGCUCAUCCUUCACCGAGGAAGUGGAGAAAAGCACCAAGUGUGGCUGCACCCGGUGCCUGUAGCCCCCAUCGACUCCCCCACCCCCACCAGCCACCCAACACUGGAGUAUAUUAUACAUACUAAAAACACAUACCCAGUCAACAACAUCGCAGGUCAGCAAGAUCGACACAGGACGGUGACUUAUUCUUAUAAUUAAAAACUCGUUUGAAACAACCACAAAAAAUAAUUUUAAAUAAAAAAGGAAGAGCAUCAUCUGAUCCAGACCGGAGAUAGAAAUGUACAUUCAGAAAAACAGAAGCUGGCGAGAUACCUUGGUGGAGUUGGACCACCAUCGGUGUGGGUCUGGAGCAACAGGCAGCAGCACCAGAAGGGGCAGUCUAGGGAGAGGGAGCAGACACAAUCCAGGAUGCUAACACUGUCUGUCACUUGUCUACCUUACAUUCUUGUCUGAUGUUAUGGGGAGGUUGGGGGGUGGGUGGGUGACUGGGGUUUGAUGGGAGGGAAGGGCUGGGGUGGGAAGGGUUGUGGGGUAAAAAUCACACCAGCUAAAGCAAACCAAGCAAGUUCCUUCACUUGUGCAUGUCAUACAGGAGUGAAAGCUGCCUUUACAUUCCAAACUCUUUCAGUGGUUCGCCCCUCAGCCCAUUCCUCAUUUUUCUUAUUAGGAGCCAACGUAGUGGGAGACUUAGCCUUUAUCUAACCCUGUUUUGUAUCUGUCCUGGGAGCGUUUGUUGGGGACAGUGUAGAGGGAGCUUUACUCUGUAUCUGAUGUUGUGCUGUACCUGAUCUGGGAGCGUUUGUUGGGAAAAAUAUGGAGGAAGCUUUACUCUGUAUCUAAUCCUGUGCUGUCCUCAUCUGCGGGUGUUUGAUGGGGACAGCGUCGUGAGAGCUUUACUUUCAGAUUAAAAAGAGUAGAGGUAACUGUACUUUGUAUCUAACUCCAUGCUAUAUCUGUCCUUGGAGCGUUUGAUGUGGACAGUGUAGAGGAAUUGUACUCUGUAUCUAAAACCAUGUUGUACCUGUCCUGGAAGUGUUUGAUGGAGACAGUGUCCAGAGAGCUUUACAUUCAGGUUAAAAAAAAAGUAGCGAGAGCUGUACUCUGUAUCUAAUUCCAUGCUAUAUCUGUCCUUGGUGUGUUUGAUGGGGACGUGUAGAAGAAACUGUACUCUGUGUCUAACCCUGUGCUGUAUCUCAUGUUGGAUAGUUGAGUAAUUUUUCUCUAUAACACUCAUAACCAUCAGCCCAAGAGCCAAAAAUUCUCUCAAACGAAAACUCACACAGAUGGAAAGUUGAGUCACAGUUCUAACCCAUCUCAGAGUCUAUGAGCCCAUCGGGAUUUGAUUACUCAAAGUGUCACCUACUCCUCUCCCCUCCCCCUUCCCCUCCCCUCCCCUCUCUCUCUCUUCCACCCCCCAUCAUGUAUCCCGGUCACACCUCUUGCUUUACCUUUUAUCUGAUCCUCUGUGUUAAUACAACACACGGUGUGCAGUGUAGGCAGCAUGUAAGCAACGUGGGGUAUGCUUGCCUCUCAAAUAUAGCAACACAAGCAGAGCCCUGGUGUAAGGGAAUAACAUUCAAACCAACAAAUCCCAUUCCUGAACGAAAUGCUUUACGAGGUUUUCUUUCAAAGGUAAGAAGCUUGGCUCCCUAAUUUUGUUGUAUGGUUAUAAUAUAUAAUAAAAUGUUAUUUAAAAAGUCAGAGCUUAUACUUAAAACUGCUCAGUAAGAACAUAAAUAAAAGGUCUUGUGCGAGGA
Molecule: messenger RNA, 4186 nt
Organism: Chiloscyllium plagiosum (whitespotted bambooshark)
Lineage: Eukaryota; Metazoa; Chordata; Chondrichthyes; Orectolobiformes; Hemiscylliidae
Source: RefSeq, a predicted model, not a curated record